Messenger RNA from Parascedosporium putredinis, 804 nucleotides. The record is from the annotation of a GenBank genome assembly. Lineage: Eukaryota; Fungi; Ascomycota; Sordariomycetes; Microascales; Microascaceae.
AUGUCCUCCCUCGAGUCAAAGAAGAGACCCCGCCAAUUCCCCGGCGGGUUCAACGGUUUCCCCUUCGGCCCCGGCAACUUCCCCGGCAACUUCAGAGGCAACGCCGGCCCCCAGAUCGUCGCCACCGACCCCGCCGCCCGCGCCGGCGAAUUCACCUCGGGCUUCUUCCAGCCCCCGGUGCCACACCCACCCCGCCGCCGCCGUCCCGGAGCUCACCCCCGCCGCCGCCGGUCCCCAGCUCACGCUCAUCGCCUCCGGAACGCCAGCAGCCCCGACAGACGCCCCCGCUGCCCCGUUGUCUUCCCCGAGGCUCCCAUUUCUCCCGCGCCCGAGAGCGGGUUUGUCGACGGAGACUUUUCCAUAUCUGUGCCGCCCGAGAACUCGUCGGUCGAGCUGGUUUCCGAAAUGGUUGACGCUUCCGCCGCCGGCGAGGCGGCUGGCCUCCCGCUGCGAGCGGCGCGAGCGCGUGAACCGCCUAGCCCUCAAGCUCCGCCCCGCCUCCCCGACGCCGACAACAUGGAAAAGGGCCUCGCCACCUCCGACACCGUCUCCAUCCGCUCCUCCGCCACCACCACGUCCUACUCCAAGGCCUUCAACUCCAUCAAGGCCUUCGUCCGCCCCUCCACCGCUGACCAGCAGACCAGCUACGUGCCCAGCAUAUCCGCACCGACGGCCUACAGCGGGCCGCAGGCCGACAAACUCGCCGUGCCCCUCCCCUCCACCUGGCGAAGCUCCAGGCUGCGGGUUUGUGGACGGCGGAAGGAAGCGACACCGUCAACGCGGCCAUGGCGGCUGCGGCGGUGA